UUCUCGCUGACAGACCGAGCUUGUGACCGGUUUCUCAGGGUUGGGUCCGCACCCGGCGGAAUAUUUUCUUCCGCUGCGGGCCUCACUCUGGGAAGCCCGGUUCGGGUUCGUUGAUUUUGUUUUAAAUUGGUCCGUCCCGCACUGCUGUUUGACCCUCCUUACCGCUCCCCACGAGCUCACUGUUGCUGCCCUGACUCUACCCACCUUCCCCGGGGCUCCGCAGUCGUUGCCUCGGCCUUUUUAAUCGACCCCCCCCAACCAACCCCCCCACUUUCUCAGACCAACCCCCCCCCCUCCCCCCCCCCCCCAAUCGGGGGAGUUUUCACUGGCUCCACGGACCCUGUUGUUGAAGUUACCGCGGGUGUUGCUGCGUGUGUUGAGGCCGGGCCUGGCUCCCGAUUGUCAGGUUGCCCAGUGGCGGUGCGGCCUCUGUGUCACCCCCGCGGUCUCCCGCUGGGGAUUUCGGCCCCUUGUCCCAGAGCUGAGCCCUGGCUCUGCAAUGCCGGGUCCGGCUACCGGGAGCAGGGCCCGCGUGUACGCCGAAGUAAACAGCCUGAAACCCCGCGAGUACUGGGAUUACGAGUCACACGUUCCUGAAUGGGGUAACCAGGAUGAUUACCAGUUGGUGCGAAAACUUGGCCGUGGGAAGUACAGUGAAGUAUUCGAGGCUAUUAACAUAACAAACAAUGAAAAAACAGUAGUCAAAAUACUGAAACCUGUUAAAAAGAAGAAAAUAAAGCGGGAAAUCAAAAUAUUAGAGAACCUCCGUGGAGGCCCUAACAUCAUCAAGCUGCUAGAUGUUGUAAAGGACCCUGUGUCAAGGACUCCAGCUCUUGUUUUCGAGCACAUUGAUAACACUGACUUCAAGCAACUGUAUCAGAUUUUGACAGAUUAUGACAUACGGUUCUACAUGUAUGAAAUAUUAAAGGCCUUGGAUUACUGCCAUAGUAUGGGCAUUAUGCAUAGGGAUGUGAAACCACAUAAUGUGAUGAUCGACCAUGCCCAGAGGAAGCUUCGGUUGAUUGACUGGGGACUGGCUGAGUUUUACCAUCCUGAACAGGAGUACAAUGUUAGAGUAGCCUCCAGGUACUUCAAAGGUCCUGAGCUGCUAGUUGACUAUCAGAUGUAUGAUUAUAGCUUGGAUAUGUGGAGUUUGGGCUGUAUGUUGGCCAGCAUGAUAUUCCGCAAGGAACCUUUCUUCCAUGGGCAUGAUAAUUAUGAUCAGCUUGUUCGUAUUGCCAAGGUUUUAGGAACUGAUGAAUUGUUUGACUACCUCAAGAAAUAUCACAUUGAACUGGAUCCUCGAUUUAAUGAUACUUUGGGCCAACAUUCUCGAAAGCGCUGGGAGCAGUUCAUUCAUAGUGAGAAUCGGCACCUGGUCAGCCCGGAGGCCUUAGAUUUGUUGGACAAACUUCUUCGCUAUGAUCAUCAGCAGAGGCUUACAGCUAAGGAAGCAAUGGAGCAUCCAUACUUCUAUCCAAUAAUCAAGGAGCAUUCGGAUGGUGCUCGGAGUAACAGCUCACAUGUGCCCAGUGUUUCUGCAGCUGUACGAUGAAUCUUUCUGCUGUCAGCACAAUUCAUACUGCAAGACGAUGAGUUACAGGUUUUACAGGGGAGACAUGGGGCAAAGAAGAGCUAUCACAGUCUGGGAAUGUGAACUUGUGACUGCAGCUACACAGGUGACCAUGGCUUACCCUAAAUCCAGUGGCAACACUCUUCUACAUCCAUUUAUUUUAGAUUUCCAUUUAUGUUUCAGAGAGAAUUACAACUUACUAGAUAUUUUGGUUCUGAAAUGUUUUUGUAUAUUUAUAUUUUUUUUUGUAUUGUAAUAAAAUACCUAGAAUGUGUUCAAUUACCAGAUUUCCUCGUGUUGUCCUUUCUCCCCAUCUUGUUUCUGUAAAUAUUUAUCCAAUUUGCCAAAUGCAGUUAAUAUCUUUAAAAGAAAAGCUAUAAUGAGCUCAAGGUUCUGAGCUGCUCAUGAACAGUCCAUCGUUGGGUACGUGCUUUUUUAUUUAAUCCAACCUCUGUUUAAAGUCGCACUGUCUUAUCUCCAGCUGAUUCUAAUCAAUUCCAGGUCUCUUUUGUAAAAUUCAAACUUUGUUGGUGUCUUUGGGCAGAUGUGCCCUGUAACUGCUCAUUCUCUGGUAAUGAUUCAGAUGAAUUAUCUAGCUAUUAUUUGAUGCCUUGAGUUGCUCUCUUGUUCACACAAUCAGUCUUGGCUGUACUGUGUUCCUUAAUAUUAGAAUGAUCUGUGGAUAAGCAGGGCAGACUUGGUGGAAAGGAGAACUCUAUCCAAAGUGAUGCUGAGUGCCAUUAUAACCUACGACAGGUUGUAACAAUAAAGCAGCAGUACGAUAUUCUAAAGAAGUUUAACUAACUUGAUUGGAAUGGAGCUAAUAACUUGAGCACAGAAGGUAUCAUUUGAUGUUUCUGCUACAGUUCCAUGUCCUGGGCUGAUGCUGACCAGUGUUUUUAUUCGCAGACGGUGUUUCCCUGGAGGCUUCAAAAAUGCCACACUCACCAAAGUGCACGUUUUUACAACCAAUUGCUGGAAAUGUAUGGGAUCCAAGAGAGAAUACAGAGAGCUGUGCAGGCACAUCAUUCACAAAACAAAAACUGAAUAGUUUAGAUUUUUGUUCCAAAAAAUUUUGUUGAGACAAUCUAUCAAAUGCCAUACAAAAAAAUACAACUGUACAGAGUGGGCCUGGGCUAUAGCAGGUGACACAAUCGCAGUGUAGCAAAGGAGCUGAAGACAUACCAAUGGGUAGAAAGAAGACAGGGGUAGCCACAAAAAACUACACUUUGUAUAUAUGAUAUGGGCUAUGGCCUGGCUGAAAAUAUUACAACUUUGUUUGGAAAAAAAAACUACGGGUGCUAGGAAAUAUGCUUAACCGUGUGCAGGGAAAAGUAUGUGAAGUACAAGUGGUUGGAGCGCUUGCCAAAAGAAAAAGCAUGAGAAUGUUUACAAAUUGUACAGUUGUUAAUUGCAGUAAUAUGGUAAAUUGUUCCAUUACAACUUUCAUCUAAGGCAAACUGCUGUAUACCUGAUGCUAAAUCCAGUCAAUUAAGUACUGCAGUGUACAGAUUGGGAAAUCUGAUCCAGACAACAUUCAACCCUUUUCAAAGGGUUAAGGGAAAAUUUCUGUUGGCUAAUAUUUAAAAGAAAACCCUUGCAUGUUGAUUUUAAUUUUUUAAAAAAUCUGCAUGGGGUAUGACUUUUUCAAAUUUUGCUCCUGACAACUAAUUACAAUUCAAUUGAAACAUAUUUGCUGCUUUAGUAACAGAGGCUGUGUUAAAGCACUUGUAAGUAAUGGAACUUUAUCCUUCGCAGAUCCCACGCAAUCACUGUGAGUGACCCACUUCAUUAAGGUUUGUUUAUCCAAAUUGGCCAAGCAAAUUAAAUUAUUUUUUCUGAACCCAUUUGCUACAGUCUAGUGCAUGGUGUAGUGCAAAACUGUGCUUCAUUUUAACUGUGUAUCAGUCAGUUGACUUGUUUGUGUGGGGUUGGUGCGAUGAUGUGAUGUACCCAAUUGAUGACAGCUACCAUUCUAAGACCCAAGUUAACAAAAUAAAUAAAACAUGGAGUUAUUGGCAUUGUAUGCAAGUGUGUCUGGAUUAAUACAAGUACUGUAAUUU
Messenger RNA from Hemiscyllium ocellatum (epaulette shark), 3636 nucleotides. RefSeq names its product casein kinase 2, alpha prime polypeptide b (gene csnk2a2b). Gene Ontology annotation, molecular function: ATP binding; protein serine/threonine kinase activity. Gene Ontology annotation, cellular component: protein kinase CK2 complex; cytosol; nucleus. Gene Ontology annotation, biological process: protein phosphorylation; regulation of chromosome separation. The transcript has 11 exons. The record is from RefSeq and is a predicted model, not a curated record. Lineage: Eukaryota; Metazoa; Chordata; Chondrichthyes; Orectolobiformes; Hemiscylliidae. Bases 500 to 1555 code for a protein of 351 amino acids.